Molecule: messenger RNA, 369 nt
Organism: Effrenium voratum
Lineage: Eukaryota; Dinophyceae; Suessiales; Symbiodiniaceae
Source: the annotation of a GenBank genome assembly
AUGGCUCCGCUGCUGGACAUCAGCCGGGAGAACCGCGAGAACGAGGGACCGGGCAGCGCCAACCUCCCCGGCACCCCGAAGAGCACGGGCACGUGCGACCGCGAGGUCCGUGAGGUCCGGUCGCGGCUCAGCCGAGUGCGGAGCUCUAUACUGGAGAUGCCCCCGGAGGAGCGGCUUCGUGUGCUGGGCGAGCCGGAGCGCUUAGGCCGACUGCCGCGGCAGAUGCGGCAGACCAGCCUAGGACCGCCCCAGCGGCUGCGUGCGCAGACGGUGGGGCCCAAAGGCGCGCAGGCGCGAGCGCAGACGCCGCGGCGCGAUGAUCGCAAAGGCCAGGGGAAGGGCAAAGCCUUGCCGCGGUGGCGGAUCUGA